AUGAUCCUUUUCACCAAGGAGCCGUACUCCCAGGAUGCCCAGCACGGCCGCAGCGCCAUCCUCCGCUGCGAGGUGGAGGAGCCGGCGGAUGUGGAGUUUGAGUGGCUGCAGAAUGGACUCCCAGUUCAGGACACCGAGCAGCGCUUCAAGGAAGGCAGCAACCUCCAGUUUGCUGCUGUCGAUCGGCACCGGGAUGCUGGGGACUUCCAGUGUGUAGCGAGGAACUUGCUCACUGGGGAGGAGGCCCGCACAGCCAACGCAUCUUUCAAUAUCAAGUGGAUUGAGACAGGCAGCGUGGUGCUGAAGCAGCCGGCCAGCAUAGCCGAGAUCCAGCCCUCCUCCACAGUGGUCCUCCGGUGUCACAUCGAUGGCCACCCGCGCCCCACAUGGCAGUGGUUUCGGGACGGUGCCCCCCUCCCCGACGGCCGCAGCAGCUAUGCUGUCAGCAACAAGGAGCGAACGCUGACCCUGCAGAGCGCCAGCCCCGACGACAACGGUCUCUACUACUGCUGUGCUCGCAGUGCUGUUGGCUUUGUCUGCAGCCAGAACAACUUCACGCUGAAUAUCAUCGACGAGAGCUUUCCUCAGGCGGUGGUCGUCCCGCAGGACCUCAUUGUGACCAAGAACGAAGAGGCCAUGUUCGACUGCCAGUUUGCAGCUGUGCCUCCUCCCACGCAGGAGUGGCUCUUUGAAGACAGCCCCGUCACCAACAGAUCCAAGACCACCGUGUUCGCCAACGGUUCCCUGCUGAUCACCCAGGUGAGGGCUCGCAGCACCGGUGUCUAUAAGUGCGUUGGCCGUGGGCAGAGGGGGAAGGCUCUUGUGCUGAAGGCGACUCUGCGGCUAGCAGAGAUCGAAGAAAUGGCACCCUUCUCCCCGAAGGUGCUGACAGCGAACCAGGGGCACCGCGUGGCCUGCACUGUCCCGCGAGGCAUACCCACGCCCCAGGUCUGGUGGGAGAGGAACCAGGAGCGAGUUCCCACUGCUGGCAGGGUGCGCCAAGAAGCAGAGCAUCUUGUUUUCGCCAGUAUCACCGAGGCGGACGCGGGGACCUACACGUGCCAUGCUGCCAACAAGGCUGGAGAGAAGAAACAGGAGCUGAGCAUCACUGUGGCUACGGUACCCAAGUGGGUGGAGAUGCCCAAGGACAGCCAGCUGGAGGAGAGCAAGCCGGGAUAUCUGCACUGCCUUAGCAAGGCCUCCCUGAAACCCACCGUCACCUGGUACCGCAACGGCGUCUCCAUCUCUGAGGACUCACGGUUUGAGAUCUCUGAGAACGGGACACUGCGUAUCAACAACGUGGAGGUGUAUGAUGGGACCAUGUACAAGUGCGUGAGCAGCACGCCAGCAGGCAGCAUCGAGGGAUACGCUCGGGUGCACGUGCUAGAGAAGCUGAAGUUCACCCCGCCACCCCAGCCGCUGCAGUGCAUGGAGUUUGAUAAGGAGGUGACAGUGUCCUGCUCAGCCACGGGCCGGGAAAAACCCACCAUCCAGUGGACUAAAACAGAUGGGAGCAGCCUGCCAUCCCACGUCAGCCACAACGCCGGCAUCUUGUCCUUCCACAAGGUGAGCAGGAGUGACUCGGGGAACUACACGUGCAUCGCCUCCAACAGCCCGCAGGGCGAGAUCCGUGCCACCGUGCAGCUUGUGGUAGCAGUUUACGUCACCUUCAAGCUAGAGCCAGAGCCCACGACAGUGUAUCAGGGGCACACAGCCAUGUUCCAGUGCCAGGCAGAGGGGGACCCCGUGCCACACAUCCAGUGGAAAGGGAAGGACAAGAUUUUGGAUCCCGGCAAGCUCCUGCCCAGGAUUCAGAUCAUGCCCAAUGGCUCCCUGGUGAUUUACGACGUCACCACUGAGGACUCUGGAAAAUACACCUGUAUUGCCGGCAACAGCUGCAACAUCAAGCAUCGCGAGGCCUUCCUAUACGUCGUAGACAAACCGGCAGCGGAAGAGGAUGAGGGGCCUGGCAGCCACACGCCCUACAAGAUGAUCCAGACCAUUGGGCUUUCGGUGGGGGCAGCUGUUGCCUACAUCAUUAUUGUGCUGGGGCUGAUGUUCUACUGUAAGAAGCGGAGAAAAGCCAAGAGGCUGAAGAAGCACCCGGAGGGCGAGGAGCCCGAAAUGGAGUGUCUGAAUGGUGGUGCUUUGCUACAGAAUGGGCAGACAGCAGAGAUCCAGGAAGAAGUAGCCUUGACCAACCUGGGCAGCAGCUCUGGGGCCAGCAAGCGGCACAGUGCUGCCGACAAGAUGCACUUUCCGCGUUCCAACCUGCAGACAAUCACAACCCUGGGCAGGGGGGAGUUUGGUGAAGUGUUCCUGGCCAAGGCAAAAGGUGCAGAGGAUGGCGAGGGUGAAUCUCUGGUCCUGGUGAAGAGCCUGCAGACGAGGGAUGAGCAGCUGCAGCUGGACUUCCGGCGAGAGGCAGAGAUGUUUGGCAAGCUGAACCACUCCAACGUGGUGCGGCUGCUGGGGCUGUGCCGCGAGGCAGAGCCGCACUACAUGGUCCUGGAGUAUGUGGACUUGGGGGACCUGAAGCAGUUCCUGAGGAUCUCCAAGAGCAAAGAUGAGUCUCUGAAGCCGCAGCCCCUCACUACCAAACAUAAGGUGUCUCUCUGCACACAGGUGGCCCUGGGCAUGGAGCAUCUUUCCAAUGGCAGAUUUGUGCACCGCGACUUGGCAGCCAGGAACUGCCUGGUCAGUGCCCAGCGGCAGGUCAAGGUCUCGUCCCUGAGCCUCAGCAAGGAUGUGUACAACAGCGAGUACUACCACUUCCGCCAGGCCUGGAUCCCGCUGCGCUGGAUGCCGCCGGAGGCUGUGCUGGAGGACGAGUUCUCCACCAAGUCAGAUGUGUGGUCCUUUGGGGUGCUCAUGUGGGAGGUCUUCACGCACGGGGAGAUGCCCUACGCCCCACUGGCAGAUGAUGAGGUCCUAGCAGGUCUGCAGUCAGGAAAGACGAAGCUCCCGCACCCGGAGGGCUGCCCGUCCCGCCUCGCCAAGCUGAUGCAGCGCUGCUGGGCCCCCAGCCCUAAGGAUCGACCCUCCUUCAGCGAGCUCGCCACCGCUCUUGGGGACAGCCCGGCUGACAGCAAAGCCUGAGCAUCCCGGCCCUCGCUGGGUAA
Molecule: messenger RNA, 3122 nt
Organism: Opisthocomus hoazin
Lineage: Eukaryota; Metazoa; Chordata; Aves; Opisthocomiformes; Opisthocomidae
Source: RefSeq, a predicted model, not a curated record